GGGCAGGCCGCCUCCCUCAGCCGUCAGCGCGCCGGCCCGCCCCGGAGGACCCCGCGCCGCCCCGCUGACGUCAGGGAGCCCGAGCCCGAGCCCGAGCCCCGCAGCCGGAGGCCGAGAUGCCGUCGAAGAAGAAAAAAUACAACGCGCGGUUCCCGCCGGCCAGGAUAAAGAAGAUCAUGCAGACGGACGAAGAGAUCGGGAAGGUGGCCGCCGCUGUCCCGGUGAUAAUCUCUCGGGCGCUGGAACUGUUCCUGGACUCCCUCCUGACGAAGGCCUGCCACGUGACCCAGUCACGCAACGCCAAGACCAUGACCACGUCACACCUGAAGCAGUGCAUCGAGCUGGAGCAGCAGUUCGACUUCCUCAAGGACCUAGUGGCUACCGUGCCCGACAUGCAGGGCGAGAACGAGGACGUCCACAUGGUAGGGGACAAGGUGCCCCGCAGGGGUCGGAAGCCCGGAAUGGGUCGCAGGAACGCCAACGGAGGGUCCGGAGCGAAAGGGAAGGACAAGAAGCAGUCCAGCACAGAAUCGGAACAGGAGGACGAGUCGGAGGACAGCGAGACGGACGAGGAGGAAGCCUCCCGCUCCAGCGUCGACAAAGCCGGGGACCAGAUCCAGAGCCCUGAGCCCGUCUUCAGCAACCCCCCGCCAGUGCUGCCCACCCCCAUGUUUGCACAAGCGACGCACGCCCUGUCGAUGCCCGCUCCUGGCCUGGUGACCGGCAGUCAAGAUGGCGAGGAUGAAGAUUACGACUCUUAGCUCUGCGUUUAUGUUGUCUUUUGCUGAGUGGGUAACCAGAAUUUUAUUCCCAGUGCGAGCGUGUGUGUACGUGUGCGUAUGUCCAACCCCCUCCCUGCCUCCCCAACAGAUUAUUUUCAUAUUGUCUCAUUUUAUUUUAAUUUGGGUUCUCCCUCUCCCCUUCCCACACACUCAAGUUUUAGUUGCUGCUCCUGAGAUGCAGUUCUUAAUUCGUUUUACCCCCUCGUUCUGUCCAUCUGCGCACAGAAAUCACCCAUCCCCUCUUGAGUAAAUGGCCCUUCCUCCUCAAAGAGGGGCUGCGGGGGGAACGGGGUGGGCUUGAGGAGCCGGGUAUUGAAACAAAGGAAUUUACCCCCUACGUUCAGUUGGCCAUUACUUUCUUUUAAUUUUUAACUUUAGUAAUGUGCAGAAUAAAGUUUGGAAUAAAGUAAAUUCGUCCUAAA
Messenger RNA from Hypanus sabinus (Atlantic stingray), 1204 nucleotides. It is a transcript of the gene drap1, whose product is annotated as DR1-associated protein 1 (negative cofactor 2 alpha). NCBI's taxonomy places the organism in Eukaryota, Metazoa, Chordata, Chondrichthyes, Myliobatiformes, Dasyatidae. The record is from RefSeq and is a predicted model, not a curated record. The transcript is spliced from 7 exons. Gene Ontology annotation, molecular function: RNA polymerase II general transcription initiation factor activity; transcription coactivator activity; protein heterodimerization activity. Gene Ontology annotation, cellular component: nucleus; negative cofactor 2 complex. Gene Ontology annotation, biological process: negative regulation of transcription by RNA polymerase II; positive regulation of transcription by RNA polymerase II; transcription by RNA polymerase II. The coding region runs from base 117 to 761 and encodes 214 amino acids.